Ceutorhynchus assimilis (cabbage seed weevil) is the source of this 2012-nucleotide messenger RNA. The record is from the annotation of a GenBank genome assembly. Lineage: Eukaryota; Metazoa; Arthropoda; Insecta; Coleoptera; Curculionidae.
UCCACCCACUGCGCACGCUCUCUAAAACGAAAUCCACUAACCAUUCUAAAAAAGUCGAUUCAUGGCUUGGGCCCCUUUGUUUAUCCAUUGAAAAUUUACAGUUUUAUCUCAUUUAUUAGUUUAAUUUGGUGUGAGUGAAAAUACUGUCCGCUAUGGAUGACCCGGGACGCAUGAUGGGCCAUGGAGGCGCCGGCCUGAUGCCCCCACAACCUUAUGGAAUGAACCCCCAAGGAGAUACACCAUCAGGAGACAAUGAACCCCGUAAACAGGACAUUGGAGAAAUUCUACAACAAAUCAUGAACAUCACCGACCAGAGUUUGGACGAAGCGCAAGCCAGAAAGCACACCUUGAAUUGCCACAGAAUGAAACCGGCCCUGUUUUCAGUUUUGUGCGAAAUCAAGGAGAAAACUGUACUUUCGUUGAGGAACACUCAAGAGGAGGAACCACCAGAUCCACAGCUGAUGAGGCUUGAUAACAUGUUGAUUGCUGAGGGUGUAGCAGGACCUGAAAAAGGUGGAGGAGCUGGCGCCGCAGCUUCUGGUUCGGCAGCAGCUCAAGCAGGACAACCUGACAAUGCAAUCGAGCACUCAGAUUAUAGGGCAAAGUUGGCUCAGAUCAGGCAAAUUUAUCAUCAGGAGUUAGAGAAAUAUGAACAGGCUUGUAAUGAGUUUACUACACACGUAAUGAAUUUGCUAAGAGAACAGUCAAGAACGAGGCCCAUUACCCCAAAAGAAAUUGAAAGAAUGGUGCAAAUUAUCCAUAAAAAGUUCAGUUCGAUUCAGAUGCAGCUGAAACAGUCUACUUGUGAAGCAGUGAUGAUACUGAGAUCACGAUUUUUGGACGCCCGCCGUAAAAGACGAAAUUUCAGCAAGCAGGCUUCUGAAAUUUUAAACGAAUACUUUUAUUCGCACCUAAGCAAUCCUUACCCUAGUGAAGAGGCCAAGGAGGAAUUGGCGAGGAAAUGUGGUAUCACUGUUAGCCAGGUCUCGAAUUGGUUCGGCAAUAAGAGGAUCAGGUACAAAAAGAACAUAGGCAAGGCGCAGGAGGAGGCCAACCUGUACGCUGCUAAGAAGGCGGCUGGCGCGUCACCGUACUCUGGCACCCCGACUCCGAUGAUGUCGCCAGCGCCGCCCCAGGAUUCCAUGGGCUACUCGAUGGGUUCCGCCUACGACCAGGGCUCAGCGUACGACGCCAGUAGCUGUGGAUCUCUAGACAGCAUGUAUCCGAAACUAGAACAGUAAAAAUAAUCCUUCUUUGGCGGGCCUUCUGUGACGUCUUUAAGAUGAACUUGGGUGUAACUUGUGCGUUUUUAGUUAAUUACGGCUUGAAAUAAAUUUUGUUGGUAGAAGCUUUACCGACAAAAUCAAGUAAACAAUCUUCCCUUUUCAAAAUACGUAUACUAGCUAUUAAUGUAUACCAUGCAAUUGUAUACUAAUACAUUUUAGUAAUAACGGAACGUGCAUUAUUUAGUUUUUUACUUAAUAUUUUGUGGUGUAUUUACCAUGGUUAGAAAAUAAGGAGAUUUUAUUUUUAGCUGUCGGUACACUUUGUUACUGCACAAUUUUAAUGGGCAAAAUGUUCCAUUUUAACUUAAUUGGAUUUCAGUAUUUUCUGUAAAAAUUAUUCAAUUAAUUUUGUUGUGUUUUAAGAUAUAUUUUUUUGAUUCUUUGUAUGUUCUUUUCGUUUUUUUUGUUUGACAUUGAUGCAAUAUUUAAUUUACUUAAACUUAAGGAAGUGCUCAAUAAAAUGAAAAGUCUUGGAUGAAAGUGAAAGGAGCAUAUUCAGAUGAGGAUGAAAGUAUUAUUAAAUUAUUAUUUGUGUGAAAUUUUACCUGCUUCAAGCCCAAUGUUUAAAUUUUUUUUUAAGUUAGAUGUAGGGAAUGAAUUGAGCAGCUUUAAUGUUGUAAUUUUUAACUUUAAAGUAUUUUGUGGUGAAUCCCAGAUAAGAUAUUCACUUAAUUUUUUAUGUAAUUUAUCUGAUUGUCUGUAAUAAUAAAAAUGAUAUCGAAAGUA